Molecule: messenger RNA, 6351 nt
Organism: Formica exsecta
Lineage: Eukaryota; Metazoa; Arthropoda; Insecta; Hymenoptera; Formicidae
Gene: Ets98B
Product: DNA-binding protein D-ETS-4
Exons: 6
Coding region: 198-2003 (601 amino acids)
Biological process (GO): cell differentiation; regulation of transcription by RNA polymerase II
Cellular component (GO): nucleus
Molecular function (GO): DNA-binding transcription factor activity, RNA polymerase II-specific; sequence-specific DNA binding
Source: RefSeq, a predicted model, not a curated record
AUAAAAUCUAUCGAACGAAGACGCAACGGCACUGCGGGACGAGGAGGAUCAGGUGGAUUUUCUGUCGUCGUCGACACAACCGCGCACAGACGAAACAAAGUCGAUCAUCUCUCCUCUCGAUUGAGAGCGCCGAGAGAUCGAUCCUCGCGCGCGAGGACAGCAGCUGAUAAAAGGUUGGAGCUGCGAGCGAACGAGCUAUGGUAUACGGAGGAGGAUUCGACAUGGUGGAGACGAUGCCGCAAACGGUGCCCACAGCGGCCGGCUAUUCGCCGUCGUUCGACUACAGCACUUUUCAGUUCGAUCUGUCCCUUUUGCCGGAAGAUUACAGCCUAGCCGGCGACCAGCUCGGUCUCAAGACCGUGCAGAUCAAGCAGGAGGCGCGCUCGCCGCGUCCAGGAUCGCCCACGAUCUAUCAGAGCCCACCGUAUCAGAACGGCGAGCUGCCGUUGUCGCCCAACUAUUCGCACGAGGGAUCCUCGCCGGGAUACCCGACGAGCCCAUACUACGUACCCAGAAGCCCCCAGAGCGCCCAGUUUUAUCCCACCAGCCCGGAACCGUCGGCCAAGCAACCGGUCAAGAGGGAGAAGAGCCUCGAUCUUUUGGCCAUUCUUCAGGAGUCUAGACUCUUAGCCGAGAGUCUGGGCUACCGCGAGGACUCGACCGAUUGCACGGUGCCCUGCACCCCACCCCGUAGCGAGGAAGAUAUCUACAACAGCCUGGACGCGGAUUUUCUGCCGAAGAAGGAGGAUGGUAUGCAGGGGCAUCCGUUGCUCAAGGAGAUUCUCUUCAAGGAAGAGCCACGUUCUGUUUCCAGCAACAACGGCUCAUCUUCUUCCUCCUCCUCCACCUCGUCCUCGCCCAGCCCUUCGUGCGAGUUCGAAAGCAGUGGCUCGGCGUUGCGCGAACUCCUCUUCAAGGGCGUCGCUCGCAAAGAGAACCUAGUGGAGAUGCCUGACAAGCUGAGCCAGCUUAAGGUGGAACGAUCGGAGGAGGAGCUAGCGAAUCCAUUGCGAAAGGAAGAAGAGCUCUUCAAGGACGGUCAGAAGAGCGACCAUCAGCUGCUGCGGGAGGUGCUGAGGGAUACCAGCUUCCAGAGGAAGUACAAUCUGAGACCCGUUGAUCUCGGCGGCGUCGGCACCGGCUACGUCGAGGACAUGGAAGCCGGCGAGUGCGUGGGCGACCUCGCUCCGGCAUUCAUCCAGGUGAGUCGGCUACUUUUGUCAAACUUUAAUCGGAAUUUACGUACAACGAUUUUUCGUAUCGCGCUUAUAUCUUUAUGUAUAGAUCCAGAACCGAGACGUUGGAGUGCGGCGGAUGUGGCGGCCUGGAUACAAUGGGCCAGACGGCAAUUGCAGUUGCCAUUGGUGCCGCUGGAGAGUUUCAACGUGGAUGGUGCGACGCUGGCCACCCUCACCGAGGAGGAAUUUUGCCAGAGAGCUCCCCAGUGCGGGAGCAUGUUGCACGCGCAGUUGGAGAUUUGGAAGGCCGCUGUCGAGGAGUCACCGCGGAACACUCUGGCUGUUUCCUGGACUCCCGCGGGGGUGGUCCAGUCCCCGAGCAGUACCGUGACAUCACCGACUAUCGGAAAUACAACGACAACGACGGGCAGCCUCAAGGAAUCCCCCGGCUCCGUAGACUUCUCAGAUGACGAGGACGAGGAUUGCGCUUCCGGUCAGGGCGCGGGCGGAAGCGGCACGAGUGGCGGCGGCAAGAUGCGAAACGGUGGCAGCCACAUUCACUUGUGGCAGUUCCUGAAGGAACUGCUGCAGAGCCCGGGCGUCCACGGUUCCUGCAUACGUUGGCUGGAUCGCGGCAAGGGGGUCUUCAAGAUCGAGGACUCGGUGCGGGUGGCGCGGCUCUGGGGCAAGCGCAAGAACCGGCCCGCCAUGAACUACGACAAGCUCAGCCGCAGUAUCCGGCAGUACUACAAGAAGGGCAUCAUGAAGAAGACGGAGCGUAGCCAGAGACUGGUGUACCAGUUUUGCCAUCCCUACUGUCUGUGAGGAGUUUUCUUCCGGCUCUUCCUUCUCCUCCCUAAGAGCCCCCUUUGACGCCCCCCCCCUUCUUCGCGCGCGCGCAAACCUGCGAUUCUUCGGAGCGAAUGACUUCAGGACGAGCCCCGCACGAGGAGAUCGAAAGGUAAAAAACUUUGAGACGACGAUCUGCCGUGUUCGAUGUUAUCCCGCGACGAUAACGCCGUGGCCACGGCCGGGUCCGCUUAGUACGCCCGUUUUGGGCGACCACUUUCGCCUUACGUUUAUUCCUCUCCCUUCUUCUUCUUCUUCUCUUUUCUUUCUUUCUUUCUUUCUUUCUGUUUCUUGCGUUGUGUUUUCGAGUUUUUUUUCUCUUCUUUCAAUAAUGAUAUGUAUAUGCAUGCGAUUUCUCUUUUUCUCUCUCUCUUUCUCUCUACCGAAUCGCUCCUGCGCUUCGACGAAGUCUUCUCAUCGCGAAGCGACGAUGCGAGUGGGUAGAGAUUCGCCAGAGAAAAGGGUAGAAAUGACUCUUUUCUCUUUAUUCUCACGAUCGCUUGUCGGCACCAGUUGUCGGGUGUCCUCGAGCUGUCCGAGCAAUACGCACGAUAUAUAUAUAUAUAUAUAUAUAUAUAUAUAUUCGACGAGAUACUCUGAGCGUGCGGAACUAUUCGCUGCUGCUCGUGGUAUCUAUUCUCUCGACGGAAGCAACGAAACAGAAAUGGAACAUUCUAUUUUUUAUACCAAACAUUUUUUCCAAUCGCUAUAAUCACCGUCCUUCCGUGCUCACGUCGCGAAAGAGAUGUAAGUACAAAUAGAGGUCUAUCGAAAACGUGUCAAAACGUCGUUGAAAUGUGACUGUUAGCCGCCUGAUAACGUCGUUUUAAUCAACAUUUUUGCAAUUUUAUAAUCUCUGGCACGCGUAAAGUUCGGGAAAAUAUUUUUAUCUCUUGAGGAGGUGUUUAUUAAGUCGUCGAGAGCGUGCCUUAGAUAUGUGCCGUGGGCAUCGCGACGUAGGACGGAAAAUCUCGCUCGAUCAAGAGGCGCCCGUAGAUCAUCGAUCGAGAGCUUGCCGUUUGAGAGAAUAAUUAAUCGACGAUCGUGUUGCGCUCGAGGCGUCCUAGACGCAACGACUGGUGCUGGUGAUUUUGGUCCCAUAUAUCUAUGAUAUAUUAAAUGCUGUAUGUUCCAUGAACGAUUAGGCUUUAAGAUGACUUAGCUACGUAAGUGUAUUGGGGGCUCACGUGAGCCUCCCUUAGGUUACUCGAAGAGAUUUUUUAAUUUUUUUUCUUUCCUAUUUUUCUCUCUCGUUUGCGUGUCAUUACGACAUCGAAAUCGCGUCCAUCUCUUGUGCUUAUAGUUUGUACGAACCUUUCUCGCGCAUUGUAUUUUAUACAGCUUUCCUUGACGCUCAUUAUUCUCGUUUAGCGCAAGUUUGUCACUCUCGAGAUGAAAAAAUCUUAUUACAUGUUUCUCCAUUUCUAUCGCACAUAUUGUCUGAAUAAUAUCCGUUCGCGUAAUUCAUAUAAUUCAUAUUUGUUUUUCUGUUACUUUCCUUAAGAAAGCAUUAUCUUUGUAUAUUUGAACAAAUCCGAAAGAAAAUAUUUUAGCAAGCUCGUUAUUAUUAUUGCGAUUUCGAAUACGUUAUUUUAAUGGAUACAAGAUACAAUUAACACGAUUAAUUUCACGCAUUUUUCAACGUAGUUAAGUAUAGCAUUCAUACUAACGUGUUCACAUUCGCUCACCGAUCGGUUGUACAUAUGGAUGUUUGCGGCAUAAUCAUUUUAUUCGUUUUAUCUAUUUAUAUUAUUUUAUCCGAUAUAUUUAUAUAUUUUAAGAUAUAAAACAAUCUUACUAGAAAGUGCGCUCUUUAGCGCUUUGACAUGCCGUUGAUGUCAAUUCUGUGACUGAUAUCAAUUUCAUCUUGUCAGUUUUCUUGUGUAGAUCGUGAAUUUAAUAUCACGGGAAUUAUUACGCGGCCUUUCCUCGACCGUGCAAAGAUGCAAUUGAUGAACAGUGCAAUUACAUCUGUGCAUUCAUUACCGUCGGACUUGAAUCAUUCUGAGUCCACUAUGAUGUCAUUAUUCAGAAUUGUGACGAGUAGAAGAAAAAUAGGCUCCUUAAAAAGAAUGAAAUUUAAAUGAUUUAUACUUUUUUUAUAAAAUAUCGGUAUUGCCAAGUUUCAUCCCAUCAUUGCAGUUAAUUAUUGUUUAUUUUUUUGAUGCUCUUAAUGGCAAGGCUGCUAAUUUUUUUCGCGAUAAUGUCGCGAAUUGACAUUCAUCGCGUAACGAGCGAUGAUUCUUUACUGAUGGCGUUUGGACUGCUGAAAGAUUCGAGUCAACUGUUUCGAAUACAGAAACUGAUGCCAAAGAACAUAUGGCGAAUGUCAGGUAGUUCUAUCGAGGAAAUGGAUUUGCUCGCGUAAUUAGAUCGUAAAGCGCGCUUCCACGGCUGUUAGAUUUCUACGACACGUUAUUUUUUUUAUGCGGCCUAGUAUGGAACGCUCGUCAAAUUGGAAGUAGACCGAGGCGGGACCUCGAAACUCGACUGUAAUAAACUGUGUGUGAAAUUGAAAAAAAUAUUUUAAAUGUUAAUUGAUGUUUAUGAAUUACCUCAUAUUUCUUUCAAUUUUUCGAAAGUCGCGAGAAAAUGUAACAGUCUGACGUUAAUAUUUCGUUUACUUCGACGAGAAUCUUUAUACAAAUUCUUUCUAUUACUUUAUAUAAAACUAUUAACAUAAACAAUAUAAGAAAAAAUAUUUUAUUCUCUUAAUGAAACAACACGAAUCCUAAAGUCGCUAAAAAUUUACAUUUAUAUAUCGAGAGUCAUCAGUCCGUUUCGUACCAGGCUCUACCGCAUAUAUAUUUUAUAUUUUAUAAGUUUAACGGUAGUUGAUUCUUCAAUUCUGCGAUAAAACCCGAAGGCGGGGAAGAUUUAUCCCCCGAAGAUUAAUCCCGUUGUAGCUACAAUAAUAGAAACAGGAAUGAAAUUGAAGAGCGCGGUUACUUUUGCACAGUUAGGUAAAGAAGCGGAAAAUAAUAAAAUCGGGUGAAAUAACAACGCAAAUAAUACCGAAUAGAUCCCAAUUGCGCACAAUAUGGUAUCGCAAAGCGCGGCUCUUGUGUAUAUUUGUGUAAUCAACUAUUAUUUAUUAAAUUAAUAACUCUUAAGGUAAAGUCGUAUAAAAUAAGAAAAUUGAUAAGAAGAACCAAUUUUUUUUGGUUAAUAUAUAUGGAAACGAAAAUUGUCUGUCCAUUAUAAAGGGCAAUAAGGCGAAUAUUAUUUUUGUAAACAAUGUUUGUUAAAAGGCAUAUUUUUUUAUAUAAAAUUCAAAAGAUUUUUUAGUAAGAUCGUCAAAUAUUAAUAUUGAGACAUGAACGAUUCAAAAAGAAAAAAAUUUAUUGAAUUAAAUCAGAAAAUUGCAAUUAUAGCCAAGAAAGUUUUAUUUUUCAAUUAAUUACACAAGUAGAUUUUAUUUUAGCAGAAUCUUAGCUUGAAGUUUCAUUAUAUUACAAACAAGAUAAUAUUUUUGUUAGACAGAAAAAAUCAUUCUUCUCAUUAUUUACUUCCAUUACCAAAUAUCUUAUAGGAAGGGAUAAGUAUGUAUAAAAAGAACUGUUAUUAUUACUGAUAUUGGAAUUUAUUAGAAAUUACCAGUGCAAUUAAUUUAUCUUGCUUGAGAAAAAGAUCGGAAUGUGGCAAAUUGAGAGAAAAUUGUGCUUCCAUUAUCCUAGUGAUCUUCGGCAAUCAGAAUAUAAUUAUAGAUUGUUUGUUUAACUAGUAGAUGAUUAUCGAUGUGCGCGCAUUAAAAUGUACAUAUUCGCGGCUCUAACGAGUAAUAUUAUAUAUACAUAUAUAUACAUAUAUGUUUGUAUAAUAAUCGUAGGUUAAGCGUUACUGGUUUUAUAUGAGCAGAGAUUUAAUUAGCAUUAAGCGUUGAUUUCCUUAACUGCGAUCUUACUACAAAUAAAGACAUUGUUGUAUACAUAUGCAUAUAUUAUAUAUAUAUUUAUAUACUCAUGUUUUGACUGUUGUAAUGAGAUUAAGUUGAGUACGGCGUAUCGCAUGAGAUAAUAAUUGUAGAUCAAAGCUCUUCUCAAAACACGUCGGUGUAUUGAGAUCGUGAGGACAAUCUUCUCGAAAAUCUUCGCUGAAGAUAUAUAUAGAUUUAACACGUCGAUUAUAGAAUGCGUGGGCUGAGAUGAGCUUUGAUGAGAGCAAUAAUAUAAUAAUAAUGAUAAUGUUAAUAUUAAUAUAUACGCACACAUAUAUAAAUAUAUAUAUAUUUUCUUACGCCGAUAUUUUUCAUGCUGCCGACAUUCGGAGCGAGUUACUAACACGCGAAACAAACAGAAAUAAAAAGGAAUAAAAAUUUCGUACA